Racocetra fulgida is the source of this 167-nucleotide messenger RNA. Lineage: Eukaryota; Fungi; Glomeromycota; Glomeromycetes; Diversisporales; Gigasporaceae. The record is from the annotation of a GenBank genome assembly.
AAAUUAAUAGUGAAAAAGAUCCUGAAUUAGAUAUUAUUAAUAUGAAGAAAUCUGAAUCAAGAGCUAUUAAUACAAAGGAAUCUGCAUUAGGAGCUAUUAACACGAAGAAACCUGAAUUAGGAGCUAUUAAUACAAAAAACAUUUUAAAAAACAAAGAUGUAAUUUAG